Molecule: messenger RNA, 2146 nt
Organism: Rhincodon typus (whale shark)
Lineage: Eukaryota; Metazoa; Chordata; Chondrichthyes; Orectolobiformes; Rhincodontidae
Product: protein CIP2A homolog
Exons: 8
Coding region: 31-1125 (364 amino acids)
Source: RefSeq, a predicted model, not a curated record
UAGUAGAGAGUGAGAAGACCUUUUAUAUUCAUGCUGUUUUUUGUUCUUUUUAGGCUUGGCGAAAGCAUUGCUGCCAAUAAUGCAUAUAAACAACAGAGCACUGACCAUGUAAUGAAAAAAGUUCCUGUCCAUCAGCAUUCAGCAAGCAUUGUCAAAUCAAAAUGUUUAAGUACAACCAAUGUUGCCAGAUCUAAUAUCCAUGAGUUGAUUGAUAAAUUGCAGUUAGGAGUGGAGGUGAAGGAACAAGUCAAGGAUGUGAGACUGUCAGAUGUAAUGGAUGUAUACGAACAGAAGCUUUCAUCUCUUGCUUCCAAAGAAAACCGUUUGCAGGACUUACUGGAAGCCAAGGCACUGGCCCUAGCACAAGCAGAUCGUUUGAUUGCCCAGUACCGUUGUCAGAGAGCCCAUGCAGAAGCAGAGGCACGACAGUUGGCUUCACUUCUAAUGGAUGCAGAGAGAAAAAAUGAAGAACUUGAUGGAGUACUGAAGACCCAACUAUUGGAAUCCGACCGUGCCAAGGCUGAUAUUCAAGAGCUCUAUCAGCAUAAUUGUAAACUACAGGCUAUUUCUGAAGAGCACGAGUCCUUAAAAGUUACCUCAAAAAGUCUUGCUCAAAAUCUUGAGACAGUCGAAAGGCAACUUGAAGAACUACAGACUGAACAUAAUUCCUUAAGUAAACAAAGCGAGCUGCUCAAAAGGCAAAUUGACACCCUUAAACAACAGAAUGAUAGAUGCCUUGCUCAUUUAGCAGAGCUGGAAGCACAGAAGAAUGAUUUGUGCAUUCAGUUAAAGGAAAAGGACACUAAAUUAUUGGGUUUGGAGCAAAAACUCCAGGCACAACAAGAAAAAACAAAGCUAUCAGAGAAGGAAAAACAGAACCUAGAAGAAGCUAUUGACGUUCUCCAAAAGGAGCUUAGCAAAACGGAAAUAGCCAGGAAAGAGCUCAGUAUUAAGUUGUCAUCCUUAGAAGUGCAGAAAUCCCAAGUAGAAGCACAAUUACAACAAAAAGAAGCCCUUGUCCAAGCGCAACAGGACGAACUCAACAAGCACUCUCAAAUGAUAGCAAUGAUUCACAGUCUGAGUAGUAGCAAACUACAAUCAAAUACAGUAAAUCUCAGUCUGUAACCAUGUUUGUGAUUUUUAAUUUUUAGAGAAAUGGGUAAUGACACCAGUGUUUGCGUGUAGUCUUUGUAUCUGAUGCAUUAAAUAUUCACCCUAAGGGACUAAAACUGCAAAUUACUUUUAAUAAAGAAUUUGUAACCAUUAGUAUUUAAGAAGGGUUUGCUUCAGAUUUGAGUGUUUGAAGUUGCUACAUUUUUGAAUUGUAUUGUUUUAAGCACAAUUGCUAACAAGGACUUAGCAAACCAGGAAAUUCCAGUCUUUAAAUAUGAUGUGAUGAUUCCAAGCUAUAUUUUUGUUUGACUGCAUUAUUAGUCUCAACAUAUUACAUACUCUGGCCAUAAUCUGACUAACUGUAGGUGGUUUGGGCCAAAACAUGUGUUAUUGGGCCAGUACUGUUUCUUUUGAGUAGACAUGACUUCAGAAUUGGAAAUUAGCUGUUUCAUAUUUGAGCAACUUUGUGCCCCACUGAAAUGCAGUACAAGAAUUCUCCAGUUAUAUUAGUAUCAGACUUGAUUUUGUUUUCAGUGUACUGUCCUAGAUUCUGAUGCCAAAUGGAUCAUUGCUAUAUCAUUCCAGAAGGAAUCCAUUUUAUCUUAAUUGUUAAAAAUAUCUUAAUCGUGCUAGUUAGCAGUUUAUGCACGAUGCAAAUGAAUGGAGAUUUUAUAUGCUUUUCAAUGUUUUUAGAAAUGUCCCUGAUCAAAUUGGGAACGCACUGCUUUGAAUGUAAGAAAAAUCAAUGUGCUGAUUUUGUAUUUAAAAUAACCAACAUUAUUCUACUGAAAAUACAAAGAAACGAUUGGAGUUGAACAUUCCUAUCACUUGUUUAAUUCCUGUUCACCUUUGUAAUGAAUUUUGGUACUGUCAUGAACCUGUCAUUUUUAGAUGUACUGUUUCAUUUUCAAUUGGUUAUGUACAGCCAUAAAUUGUUAUAUCUUUAUUUUUCUUCCUUCUCCUGAUAGAGAAAGUAACAUUUAAAAAAAUAAAAUGUACUUGAAAUUAAAUGCAAACUAUCAUUCAUACCAUA